Engraulis encrasicolus (European anchovy) is the source of this 3194-nucleotide messenger RNA. RefSeq names its product chloride intracellular channel 5a (gene clic5a). NCBI's taxonomy places the organism in Eukaryota, Metazoa, Chordata, Actinopteri, Clupeiformes, Engraulidae. The transcript is spliced from 6 exons. The record is from RefSeq and is a predicted model, not a curated record. Bases 453 to 1190 code for a protein of 245 amino acids.
UCCUUACUGACAGCUGGCCCACCAGCACACGCCUCCAAAUCAAAACAAGGCAGCACGGCAGGCAGACAGACAAGCAGGUAAGCAAGCAGGCAGGCAGGCAGAUAAGCAGGCAGGUAGGUAGGCAAGGACUGGCUGGCUGACUGGACUCUGGCUUGCUUUUCCCCUGUCCACCACAAUCGUCAUCGCCGCAGGUGAAAGCAAGCUGAGGGGAGAGCUCGUCGUGCUCUAGUGCAAAGACAGAGAGAGAGGCCAGGACAGGACAGGACAGGACAGGACUGGGUGGCAUGUGAGACUCUGGCCCCAGGGCAACUGAACAGUCUCGAGACUCCACAACGUUUUGACCAUCGCUUCUCAACAACAACCACAGCAACAACUUCAGGGGGAUUUUAAAAAUAGAGGUUUGACAGCACAGACUUUUGGCCCAGCAGCAAGACAGCUGAACCGAAGCGAAGAUGACAAACGAGGAGGAUAAGGAUCCCGAUAUUGAGCUGUUUGUUAAGGCGGGCAGUGAUGGAGAGAGCAUUGGAAACUGCCCCUUCUCCCAGCGCCUCUUCAUGAUCCUGUGGCUGAAGGGGGUGGUGUUCAAUGUCACCACCGUUGACCUGAAAAGGAAGCCAGCCGACCUCCAUAACCUGGCCCCAGGUACCCAUCCACCCUUCCUUACCUUCAACGGAGAAGUGAGGACGGACGUCAACAAGAUUGAGGAGUUUCUGGAGGAGAUGUUGGCUCCACCUAAGUAUCCCAAACUGGCGGCGAAGAACCGGGAGUCCAACACGGCAGGAAACGACAUCUUUGCCAGGUUUUCGGCCUAUGUGAAAAACACCAAGCCGGAGGCCAACGCGAGUCUUGAGUUGGGCCUUCUGAAGGCUCUCAAGAAGCUGGAUAUGUUCCUGUGCUCUCCGCUCCCCGAUGAGAUUGAUGCAAACAGCAUGGAGGAAGAGAAGGAGUCGAAGCGCAAAUACCUGGAUGGGAAUAUGUUGACCCUGGCUGACUGCAACCUCCUGCCAAAGCUGCACGUGGUGAAGGUUGUGUCUAAGAAGUUCCGCAACUUUGACAUCCCAAAACAACUGACCGGGGUGUGGAGGUACCUGAAGAACGCUUACGCUCGUGACGAGUUCGUCAACACCUGUGCGGCAGACAAGGAGAUCGAAAUGGCCUACGAAGACGUAGCAAGGAGAGUUGCCAAGUAAGAAAGCCUGGAUAACAAUGUCUCUCGACCUGACGAGAUGAAGAAGGAACUUGAUGUCGUAUAACAUUGUCUGGACAGGAUCUAAUCAUCAGAAAUGCGUAAAGGAAUCUCCCUCCUGUCUUUCUUUCUAAUAGAACCAUAUGUUUGUGAAAUCCUUGCAAUUGUACAAUAACUGAAUGAAUGUAACUCUAUCUGCAGUGGUGGUUAUUCCAAUCCAGUAUCAUAUGUUGAUAACAGCUAAAUCAGCCUGAUUGUAGUCAGCAUACUCAACAGGCCAACUAGAAAACUACUUAAAUGAAGUGCUGUACUGUAGGUAGAAGCUGGAAGGUAUCCCAAAAAGUAGGACAAAUAUGUCAACCUGCUAGUAAUAAAUCUAGAGGUAUAAAAGUCUUUUGACAUACAGGUAGUCUAUCGGUAGAAGAAUGAACAUAAUAAGACCCCUCUGAGUUUUCAACUCACUCUGUGUUAUGAUGAGUUGGGGCCACAUUGGGUUUAGAAUAUCGACUGAAGGGCCAGAUCACAGGCAACUUACCGGUGUUAACCAUAAUAAUAAUAUACAUUGGCAUAACUUGUUGACUAUUUCAUUCCAGCGCAUUAUAUUGAAAUGUAUUUAGGGAGAUGAAUACAGUAGCCUAUUUACAUGGUUGAUCUCAAACCUUCAAGUCCCUUGGGUAGCCUUUUUAACAAUGCUGGGUGAGAGUAUCACUUUGUAUUCAAAGGUUUUUCAUGUAAAGGCUCGGCGGGCCAUAUGAAAUGUCACAGCGGGCCACAUGUGGCCCCCGGGCCUGACUUUGCCCACAUCUCCCUUAGCUGCUUACUUGGAAUCCUCUUCCCCCCUUUAGUAAUUCUGUAAUCAUAAUUUAGAAUAUACAACACUGGAUUGAGGUCUCUGUAUCCCGGCUGCCCGUCACUGCCUCUCUGAUAUCACUUCUGUGUCUUCAGGCUGUUGCCAUUUUCCUAUCGCUAAAGCCCAUGUAGCAUCCAUUCUUCUCCUAGCGUAAUGUGUCGUGCCACUGAACUUACUCUUAUCUCUUAUGCUGCAGCUCUUCCAGCUAAAUCGAUGGGAAUUGUUAAGUUCAUUUUUUCACGUUUAUCUUAUUUUUUUCAUCGUAAAAAGAUAUGUAUUUUCUUUUUUGUAUGUCUGACUGUAUGGCUUUUGUUUUAUCUGUCUGUAUGAUGUGACAGGGAUUUAAGCUAAUAUGCAAUGUGUCAAGACUAGAGGUAUUUGUUAGGCUUCAAAAGCCACAGGAAGGCCUACUAAAAAGUUGGGAAUGUAUGCAGCCUGGGAAUGAGGGUGAUAAUCAGACACUUAACCAUUUGCAUCAUGUCCUGUCUUACAACAGUAAGUGUGCUGACAUACUGUAUGUAUGCUGUGUUGAACAGGUAUGGUGGGUAUCGUCUAUAGUACCUGUUAAUAGUGUCUAUCUGAAAGGUAUUUUCUGAUAUCUUUUUUUAUUUUGUUUACAUAACUAUGACUUAAGUUAUACACUCUGCACGGGGUCAUGCGUGAACAAAUGAACUGUCAUGAUACACUGGAGAUGUUUUGAACAUACACCCAAAUAGGAGUUUAUGAAGAUAAAACAAAGGGAUAUCAUCGCCAUCUUGUGGUGAUGGAAUGGAAUUUUUGUCUUGACUGAAAUUGGCCAAGGAGAUGAGACGGAUACAUGCCGACUCAUAGGCAGACUGUGUAUUGGAUACUGUUGAAUUCUUUGGCUUUCCAUAUAUCAACCUUAUUGGCUUGCAUUUCUUUAUAUUACCAAGAAUUUCGGUUAUGCACUAAAUGCUUUACAUAUUUAUUAUUUUUUGGGAUGCAGUGAAUUCUUUUGCAGCAUUUCAACAGCCGCAUAGUAUGCAUCAGCCCAUUUGUCUUUUAUUACUUUAAAAGAUGGUCUGGAUGAUUUCUCAGGAACCUGAGCCUUAUAGGAACAUUUUCCAAUACCCUUCCUUUUUUUGUAAAAUGCUGCACAACAAGGAUGACUGUGCUUGAAUGAAUAAAGAUCUAUUU